UUUUUUUUAGUUUUUUUAUGACCCUCCCUAUCCCAUGAGCAUACUGGUAAAAAUAUUUGAUGAGAAAAAACUCAGCCAAAAUCAAUUAAGUAAUGUAAAUCCCCGCAAAUUUUGUUUUACUUGAAAUCUGUAUUGAGUUAAAUAUAUUUGUAUGUAAAGUCAUAUUAAAAACACUGGUAUUUAUAUCAAAACAGAUGUAACAAGCUUUUUUUUAUCAGACCAGAUAAUUUCAGUUGGAAAGAUGGAAUCCAUAGCAAUGCAAAUAGUGGAAUGGUAUUGUAUACACAGUGAAAUUUUUAAACUAUGAAGUAGAGAGCUAGGUUGUUUACAUGCUUCUGAUAGCAGUGUGUCUAUUUUGGGGUGAUUAGCUAGCAGACUGCGCCAAGACCAAGGCAAGAUUAAGUCGGCAAAAUCUUUUGUAUGAGAUCAACAAGCUAAAUUCAUCACCAGGGGAGGAAGAGAAGGUGAUGAUUAUCUCGUGGGGGACCUACAUUUUAUUUGCUCCGGGUGAAGUUCUGUUGGAUCUUCAAUAGGGUGGUCAACUGUUGAUUAAAACCCUCAUCUAGAGGGGUGGGGAAGUGGGAAGUAAAAACCUUUGAAGCUUUCCUGAAUUUUUUUUUGGAAUUUCUUGGAAUUUUGCCGAUGAAAAGUUUUGAUUCUUCUAAGGAUCUACACCUGCUGAAACAUAUUUUUUUCGAGGAGUGAUGGGAUACUAGAUUUUCGAAGGAGUGUAUACAUUGAGCUCUUAUACAAGAUGUCGGAGGAAUACUUACUUUAUCCAAUGGGCCCUAGUGACGGUGGGAUGGAUAUAAACAGCCAUUUUACACCAAUACGCAAAGCAGAAAUGACCCAGUCACCACUUGCCUCACCAGUGGUGGAGCGGCGCCCGGUCCCUACCACCGUCUUCACUGACCCCCACCUCCAACAGGGACUGGCCAAAAUUAAACAUGAGCAGGAGCUUCAACAUCAGCUGCUCAUACAACACUAUAGACAGCAACAACAGCAGUUAGCUCAGGAGCAUGAAAAGCAGCUACAAGACCAUAUCAAGCAACUGGUCUUCAUGCAGAAGCAACAAGAGCUAUUGGAACAGCAGAAGAAAAUGCAAGAGCAACAUCGCAUGGAGAAAGAGCUCCUGGAGAAUGAGAGACUGGAACAGAUCAAGAAUAAAAAGGAUGGAGAACAGAGUGCUGUCGCUUCUUCUGAGGUCAAGGCCAGACUGCAAGAAUUUGUUUUGACCAAGAAACAGCGAGAGGCUGCAGCAAGAAAUUCACCACCUGCCUUAAGAAACUGGGGGGUGGAUCAGAGCUCCCCUCCCCAAGGAAUCUCCCCUCCAUACGCCUCUCACCUCCUCGGGAAGUACGAGGACUUCCCCCUAAGGAAAACAGCAUCUGAGCCCAACUUGAAGGUGAGAUCUGCGCUAAAACAAAAAUUAGAAAGCCAGCGACGGAUCAACCAUAGCCCGAUCCUACCCAGGAAGAACAAAUUUGUCAAAAGAAAGCCCCAGCUCUCACUGGACUGCAGCAGCAACUCUGACUCGGGGCCCAACUCCCCCCCAGCGGGUCUCCAUGCUUCAAUGGUCAAUGGCAACGUGACCUCCAAAGAGGAUGGAGGCUCCUACCCCUUCUUAAUGUAUCGCUCCAUGGGUUAUCCUGCUAACGAUCUCUACACAUCACCAUCCAUGCCCAACAUCUCCCUGGGACGACCCCCCUCAUCAUCUGGUAAUUCUAGUUCCCCUGAGGCAGACCUCCGUAAUCUUAGUCAUUCACGGCAUGGCCUGCCUGCUCACCUCAGCGGUUACCCACUUUACCCAAUCACAGGGCAUGAAGUUGAUCUCUCCCACCCCUCCAAUCCCGCGAUUCUGUCGGCCCAGAUCAAGGCUUUGGAGGAGGCCCGUAACCAAGCUAAACUGGGUCAGUCCCUCCCAUACUCCUCCAUCCAGGCCAUGCCUGGCAGUGCGGCCUCAGAGGCGCGACAUGCCAGGAUUCAUGGGCGUCACAAGCCUCUAAAUAGAACGCACUCAGCCCCGCUCCCCAUUGGACACCCGUUCCUGCAACAGAGUUAUCUGAUGCACCAGCAGGCAGCAGCUGCUGCUGCAGCAACAGGAGAGCAUGGCAACGUGUCAUCUGAACAGCUGAUGAAGGACAAAAUGUAUGUAAAGCAGCACAUACGACAAGCUGUGUUACAGCGAGUGGGCAGCAAAUCGCACAUGGAGAAUGUGGAUGAGGAAACGGAGGCCAGAUUAGCUCAGGAGAUGCGUGAAUCUCGAGAGCAGAUGCAAGAAGAAAUGCGAGAGAAAAUGGAAGAAUCUUAUAUUGAAGAGAAAGAAAUGCAAUGGUCAUUGAAACCCCGUCACAAAGGCCCCUGGCAUCACAGGCCACUGGCCCGCACUCAGUCUAGUCCAUUAGUAUUGUCGUCCAUCCCACCGCCAGAUUCCCAGGAAGCAAAACCCAUUUCAUACAGAUACACAACAGGUAUUGCAUACGAUUCAAUCAUGCAGAAACACCAGUGUACAUGUGGAAGCAAUGCAAACCACCCAGAAAACGCUGGUCGCGUUCAGGCCAUCUGGUCACGCAUGCAAGAUACAGGUCUCAUCAACCGGUGCGAAAAAAUCAAAAGUCGGCGUGCGACAAUUGAAGAACUUCAGAGUGCUCAUUCAGAACUUCACACAUUACUUUACGGGACAAACCCCAUGCAUCGACACAGACUACUCGAUCACUUCCAGUUUUGUAUGUUACCGUGUGGAGGGAUCGGUGUCGACUCGGACACAGUCUGGAAUGAAAUGCACACCUACACUGCCACUAGAAUGGCUGCGGGCUGUGUGACAGAAUUAGCAACCAGAGUUGCCAACAAGGAAUUGAAGAAUGGCUUUGCUAUUGUUCGACCCCCAGGUCAUCACGCAGAACACAACCAACCAAUGGGAUUCUGUUAUUUCAACUCAAUCGCCAUAGCAGCAAAACAGUUGAGACAAAAGUCAAAAGCUGACAAAAUCCUAAUCGUGGAUUGGGACGUACACCAUGGCAACUCCACACAACAAAUCUUUUUCAAUGACCCUAAUGUGUUGUACAUAUCUGUCCAUCGCCAUGACGACGGGAACUUUUUCCCUGGGACCGGUUCCCCCGCUGACUGUGGAUCUGGGGAUGGACUGGGAUUCAACGUUAACAUAGCAUUCAGUGGGUCUCUGUCCCCACCCAUGGGGGACGCCGAGUAUUUAGCUGCCUUUAGAACUAUUCUUAUGCCAAUUGCAAAGGAGUUUAACCCUGAUAUUGUGUUAAUUUCGGCCGGAUUUGAUGCAGCAGCAGGUCAUCCCCCGCCUCUGGGAGGCUACAAUGUCUCCGCAGCUUGUUUUGGUCAUAUGACCCGUGAGCUGAUGUCCCUGGCAGAUGGUAAACUGGUUCUCUCUCUGGAGGGUGGUUAUGAUCUACCAGCUAUUUGUGAUGCUACAGAACUUUGUAUUAAAGCUCUUCUUGGAGAUGAGCUACCCCCGGUGAAAGAAGAAGAACUGUGUCGUGCCCCGUGUAAACCAGGGCUAGAAACACUGGAGGAAACCAUAAAAAUACAGGCUAAACACUGGCCCUGUGUUCAGCGGUAUUUAGGGACCAUUCAUUAUUCUCUGAUGGAGGCACAAAAGAGGGAAAUGGAGGAAGCAGACACCGUCACGGCCCUGGCCUCCUUAACAAUGGUAGCUGCCAAACAGAGUACAAUGUCGGAGGAGGAGUCGGAACCAAUGGACGAAGAUAAAUCCUAACCAUUACAAACUGUUUCCAUGGAAAUAAGUCUCGUCAACUCAAGCAAUGGGAGUGUGUUCUACUGUGUUGUGGAUUAAACUCAUAGCUCCUAGUUGCUAUAAAUAGAACCGUGAGCAGUUGGUUGUCCAUUUUGAUGUUGCAAUUUUUCAGUGACCAAUUCACUGCCAGGGCGUGCUGCGAGGACAUAGAGCGAGUUUUUGGACCCCUCUUAAGGAGGGACGUACAAAGCCUUAAUCUGUAUUAGCUAGAGUCAAGCAAAAUUGACCAAUUACUGUUACAGAAACCAAGGACAUUUUGACCAAGACUGAAACGGGAGGAUAUUGGUGCAUUAAAAAAGUGCAUUUGAACAGUUCUGUAGCAUUGAGAAGUAUUUAUAAAUAUAUUUAUAUACAAUUAUAUAUUAUAAAUAUACCUGUAUAGGAGUAAAGAGAGUGAUUUGAAUUAUUUUAUUUUAUUUUUUUUCUCUUGUGAUCUAGAUGUUUGCGGAUAGCCAUUUAUGUCAUGUCAGGUCCUGUGAUAUGUAUUUCUGGAGGAAACAGAGUGGAUUUAAGCCAGGUGUCUUUGUUUUAUUGGUAAAUUUUGUUAAGUAAACAAAUGUUAAAAAAAAAUCAACAGUCAGCAAUGACCAUUUUUGUCUUGUCUUUUGCAGCAGAUUGUAUAUUUUUUACAUGUUGUCAAUUAUUUCUGUCAAGUAUUUUGAUGAAGGUAAAAAUAUUUUGCAAUGAUAUAAAUUUUCUUAAUUUUUACUUCAUUUGAGAUUUUAUCAGUAACAUGACAUAUCUUUUUAUAGCUCUUUAAUCAUGUGCAUGUUUUGGAAGAAUUGGGUUUUUUUUGUACGGAUACUAAAAUCCGAGUAUGCAUAGCACAGAGUAAAUCUGAUGGAAUAUUCAGAUUGAUUUUUGACAUUUAGAAUUGUUCAGUGUCUUAUGACAUUGAUAGCAAUCAAAUUUUGAUAUUUUCAACAACUUUUUAAAACAACUUCUUUUGUGGAGUUCUGGUUAAAAUGCAUUUUAACCAUAUUGAUUGGAAUGUAAAAUUUAUCCCAGUGCUACCACAUUUUGAUUGGUAUUAUAAAACAUACAAAGUAUAUUUUACUCAAAAUUCAUAACUGUCAUCUCAUUACAUCUAUUUUUUGUUGGUUCAAAAUGUGAUGUACAUGUACAACCAAUCAAAUCAUUUACAUUUGUAAUUGUUCGACCAAUCAAAUUUGGUGUAGCAAGUGCUGGGAGUCUUUUUUGACCAACCAGAUUUGGUUUUAUGUCUGUAUUUGUUGUUAAGCCUUGUGAUACUCCAUACUGUUGUUAUCGUGAGCAGCAAUAUUACUGGUUCUGUCAGAUGGUAGUCAUGACGCUUUACUGUAACUGUUAUCAACAAUAAAUGAGCAACUGAAAUGUC
This is a messenger RNA of Ostrea edulis (European flat oyster), 5141 nucleotides long. Its product is annotated as histone deacetylase 4-like. Gene Ontology annotation, molecular function: histone deacetylase activity. Gene Ontology annotation, biological process: negative regulation of transcription by RNA polymerase II; chromatin organization. Bases 755 to 3745 code for a protein of 996 amino acids. The record is from RefSeq and is a predicted model, not a curated record. The transcript is spliced from 24 exons. Gene Ontology annotation, cellular component: histone deacetylase complex. NCBI's taxonomy places the organism in Eukaryota, Metazoa, Mollusca, Bivalvia, Ostreida, Ostreidae.